AUGGGCUUUUUCUCCAACCGCGCCCUCCAGGCAGGGGAGAGAGAGCAGAAGCUCAAUGGGUACAAUGUGCUCGUCCUCUUUUUACUGGCACCUGCAUCCCUCACCUACGGCUAUAGUGCGUCCAUCAUCUCCACCACGCUGGGACAGCCAUCUUUCCUUGAGUAUUUCAACCUGUUGACCGCGCCCAAUGCCACCUCCCUUCUCGGCGCCACGGGCGGGCUCUUCUUCGCCGGGGCCACCAUUGGUCCUCUGCUCCUGCCGUGGAUCGCCGACAAAUACGGCCGGAAGUGGUCGAUUGCGGCAUCGUUGCUCGUCUCUCUCGUCGCCUUUGCCGUCGAGGCUGGCAGCACCCAUAUCGCCGAGUUCCUGGCCUUCCGCUUUGUCGCGGGUGCUGGCUCUUUCAUGCUGCUGGCCGCUGUCCCAUUGUUGAUGAACGAAGUGGUGCCGAGCCGCAUGCGAGGCGGUCUCGUGGAGCUUCAUGCGGUCUUCUUCGUCUUGGGCUUUGCCCUCGCCUCAUGGGUAGGAUUCGGCUUUUCCUUCUGGGUGAGCCGCAGUCCCAACGCCUGGCGAGCCCCUCUGGCCAUCGGGUGUUUCUGGUCGUUGCUGUCUCUGGUCUGCCUCUACUGGGUGCCCGAGAGUCCGCGAUGGCUCAUCCUGCAAGACCGCGAGGCCGAGGCCGAGAUCGUCCUGAACCGGCUUCACAGCGACAAGCACGACCCGGACAAUACCUAUGCCCGGGCCGAAUACUACCAGAUCAUCAAGCAGAUCGCCAUCGACCGCACCUUGGGGAGCUCGUGGUGGCACAUGGUCAAGAAGCCGUCGUAUCGAAAACGUGCCUUGAUCGCCACGGCCGUCACCUUUUUCAUCCAGGCCUCGGGGGACUUGGUCAUCAACAAUUACGGCCCGACUCUGUACAAGAUGCUGGGAUAUGGCACCACUCAACAGCUGCUCUAUUCGGCCGCCUGGUUGACCUUCACCCUCGGCAUGAGUGUCCUGGCCAUGCCCAUGGUCGACCGCUUGCCGCGGAAUGUCAUGCUGGCCAUUGGUCUCUGGGGCUGUAUGUCGUGCCUGGUGGUUGAAGCGGCUCUACUGGCCGAAUUCGUGCCCUCGGACAACCAGAACGCCCUGCGAGCGGCCGUCGCCAUGUUCUUUGUAUUUCAGGUCUUUGACACGGCGAUGCUCAACGCACCGGAAUGGGCCUACUUGGGUGAAAUAUUCCCAACACAUAUCCGAUCCAAGGGCUAUUGCCUGGCAAUCUCCACCCUCGCUCUAAGCAAUGUCUGCUUCACUCAAGCAGCCCCAACCGCGUUCAGAACAGUGGGUUGGAAGUUCUACCUUCUCUUCAUCAUCCUCACCUUCAUUGGCGGGUUCGUGUCCAUCUUCACCUUCCCUGACACCCGGUUCUUGCCCCUGGAGGAGAUUGCCGCCAUCUUCGGUGACACGGACGAGGUGGCCAUCUAUCAGAGGGAGAUUGAAGUGCAGCACAACGCUCACGGCAUCAUCGACCAUCACGACUCCGGGUCCGUCAAAGUCGAGCUCACACAUAUGGAGACUGCAGACGUCGAGAAGAGUGCCAUUUGA
Messenger RNA from Capronia epimyces CBS 606.96, 1581 nucleotides. RefSeq lists its product as uncharacterized. Bases 1 to 1581 code for a protein of 526 amino acids. Gene Ontology annotation, molecular function: carbohydrate:proton symporter activity. Lineage: Eukaryota; Fungi; Ascomycota; Eurotiomycetes; Chaetothyriales; Herpotrichiellaceae. Gene Ontology annotation, biological process: transmembrane transport; carbohydrate transport. The transcript has 5 exons. The record is from RefSeq and is a predicted model, not a curated record. Gene Ontology annotation, cellular component: membrane.